Messenger RNA from Heterostelium album PN500, 1017 nucleotides. RefSeq names its product cupin-like domain-containing protein (gene jcdE). Gene Ontology annotation, molecular function: 2-oxoglutarate-dependent dioxygenase activity. The record is from RefSeq and is a predicted model, not a curated record. The coding region runs from base 1 to 1017 and encodes 338 amino acids. Lineage: Eukaryota; Evosea; Eumycetozoa; Acytosteliales; Acytosteliaceae. The transcript is spliced from 6 exons.
AUGACAUCAACACAGUCUAAAUAUGACGACGAAUUAUCUAUUUUGUCGGAAGAAGCAAAUGUAAAAGAAAUUGAAAGAAUAGAGAAACCUACACCUUUACAAUUUUAUAGAGAUUACGUAUCACAGAAUAGACCUGUUAUAAUUAAAGGUGCAAUUGAUGAUUGGAGAGCAUUGAAAUUAUGGACAAAUCAAUAUCUAUGUGAGAAGAUGAAGGAUGUAGAAGUUACAGUUGCAAUAACACCAGAUGGUCUUGGUGAUGCUGUAAAAGAUGUCGAUGGAACUCAAUGUUUUGUAAAACCUCUCGAAAAGAAGUUAAAGUUUCAAGAUUUCAUGAAUGUAAAGGAACAAGAUAAAAAUAAUAUAUAUUAUAUUCAAUAUCAAAAUGGCAGUUUCGAUUUGGAGUUUGAGAAUCUUUGGUCCGAUAUCAAUCAUCUAGCAAUAGACUUUGCAAAAGAAGCAUUCGGAAUGGAUCCUGAUGCUGUUAAUUUUUGGUGUGGUGAAAAUCGUUCUGUUUCGUCUUUACAUAAAGAUCCAUAUGUUAGAGGUACAAAGAUAUUUACAUUACUUCCACCAUUGGAUUAUCCGUUUCUCUAUGAGACAGAGUUCCCCUCUGCAACCUAUGUUGAAAAACAACCUAAUGGUGGCAAUGGUGAACUUGUUGUGGAGAUGGAUAGUCCACCUACGAGUAUUCCAUGGAUACCAGUCGAUCCUACAUUGCCUUAUGAGUUGAAUAGAGAUCGAUUCCCACAGAUCGAUCGUGCUCACCCAUUGCAUGUCGAGGUACACGAAGGUGAGAUCCUCUAUUUACCUUCAUUAUACUAUCAUAGAGUUGCACAGAGUGGUGACGACGAAGGCAAAACAAUUGCAAUCAACUAUUGGUUCGAUAUGAAAUAUGGAUUGAAUUAUAGUGGCAGUUGUAUACACUUCGAUGGUUCUCAGAGCCAUUCCGGGCUGUCUGUAAUGCGCAGUAAUCAUUUCACCUUGUUCAGUGACUCUGAGUCUUCAUUUGGAAAUUAA